AGUUGCUCCGACACCAGUACGCUCAGGACACGAAGAUGGGCUUUGUGAUCAAUGCCAUCUACUCUAUGGCUUACGGCCUGCACGCCAUGCAGAAGUCUCUGUGUCCCGGCUACGCAGGUCUGUGUGAAGCCAUGCGGCCGAUUGAUGGAGGUAAACUCUUAGAAUUCCUCAUGAGGACAAACUUCACUGGCGUCUCGGGAGAAGUGGUGCUGUUUGAUGAGAACGGAGACUCCCCGGGGAGGUAUGAAAUCAUGAACUUUAAACAGAUGAGUGAGGAGGACUAUAGCUACAUCCAUGUGGGCAGCUGGGACAACAGUGGGCUGAAGAUGGAUGACGAGGAGAUUUGGGCCAAUAGCAGUGCCAUCAUCAGAUCAGUGUGCAGUGAUCCCUGUGAAAAAGCUCAGAUAAAGGUUAUCCGUAAGGGUGAGGUGAGCUGCUGCUGGACCUGCACUCCGUGUAAAGAAAAUGAGUUUGUGUUUGAUGAAUACACCUGUCGUAUGUGCGAGCUUGGAUCCUGGCCUACAGAUGACCUCACAG
Messenger RNA from Sinocyclocheilus grahami, 537 nucleotides. Its product is annotated as metabotropic glutamate receptor 5-like. The annotation marks the transcript as partial. The transcript has 3 exons. Gene Ontology annotation, molecular function: G protein-coupled receptor activity. The record is from RefSeq and is a predicted model, not a curated record. Gene Ontology annotation, biological process: G protein-coupled receptor signaling pathway. NCBI's taxonomy places the organism in Eukaryota, Metazoa, Chordata, Actinopteri, Cypriniformes, Cyprinidae. Gene Ontology annotation, cellular component: membrane.